Dioszegia hungarica is the source of this 780-nucleotide messenger RNA. RefSeq lists its product as uncharacterized. The transcript is spliced from 5 exons. Bases 1 to 780 code for a protein of 259 amino acids. The record is from RefSeq and is a predicted model, not a curated record. NCBI's taxonomy places the organism in Eukaryota, Fungi, Basidiomycota, Tremellomycetes, Tremellales, Bulleribasidiaceae. Gene Ontology annotation, molecular function: acyltransferase activity, transferring groups other than amino-acyl groups.
AUGCCUUCCUCAGAUACCCCAUCUCGUCUAAUCAUCCGCCAAGGCGAGCCCUUCACUCCUAAAGAGCAAGAAAGCGCGGCUCAGAUCUUGCGGGAUGGAUUUUGGAAUUGCGCAUCUCCAAUAGUCCGCUUCCGAGCAUACAAUGACCAUCAAGCCUUACUCGAGCUCAUGCGGACUCGAGUCAAGGCGGCUGUACCCGUCGGGGGACUAGUCUUGUCUUUUCUAAGCGCAUCGAGCUCCGAUGACAGGGCUCCCGCAGGUCAUGGGAAGGAUCCGGUGAACAAAGGUGGAGGGGACAAGGGAUACGGACAGAUGGUCGGCGCGGUGUUGAUCUCCCUACCAGGAGAAGGCUUCACUCAGCUACAGAAGAACUAUGGCGAUGUCAAAUCUGAAGAGGAUGCAGCCCAGCCUUCCCGCGUGGAUGAGACGGACAUCCAGCGUCGAAGCAGACUAUGGGUCGAGCAGGACCUCGUCCCGUGGUUCAACGACUUUUCGAACCGGUCUCUCGGUCCAGGCGGACUCGAGAACUCGCUAUACAUCUCCCUAUUCGCCGUUCGGCGAGACUACCAAGGCAAGGGCCUAGGCAGGGAUACGAUGAAUCCUGUGAUGCGAUGGGGGGAUGAGAAGAGGUGGGGGAUGACGCUGUUUGAUCAUGAGCCUGAACUGGUCAAGUUUUACUCUUCUUUCGGCUUCGAAGAAGUCGGGAGGGAGACGAGGCCGUGUAAUGGGCAGGAUGUGACUUGGUGGGCUAUGAGGCGGGCUAAGCGUAUCGUAGCAUAG